This is a messenger RNA of Xyrauchen texanus (razorback sucker), 3774 nucleotides long. RefSeq names its product lysyl oxidase-like 5a (gene loxl5a). The record is from RefSeq and is a predicted model, not a curated record. Gene Ontology annotation, biological process: peptidyl-lysine oxidation. Bases 1 to 1542 code for a protein of 513 amino acids. The transcript is spliced from 7 exons. Gene Ontology annotation, molecular function: copper ion binding; protein-lysine 6-oxidase activity. NCBI's taxonomy places the organism in Eukaryota, Metazoa, Chordata, Actinopteri, Cypriniformes, Catostomidae.
AUGACGAAAUAUACAUUUGUCCUGUUCCUUUCCAUUCACCUGUGCAUCCUGGCAUGUUUGGGCACAGCGCAGCGCCAUGGACCCUGGAGAAACAAGGUGCAGUGGGAGACAAACGGGCAGGUUUAUAGUUUACUGACCACCGGUUCUCAGUAUCAUGCACCUGCUACUGGACAACGAAAUACACAAUUCUUUUUAACAAGGCACUUGAUGCCAAGAUUCACUGGCAGGUUUAUUUUGGGACAUUUCGCAAAUCCAAGGAGGCAUGCAAUUGCACAUCCAGUGCGGUCAAACUCUGCGCCAGAGCGCACAGGUGGCACGGACAGUGGUGUUCUUGGUGUGGACGCAAGACGUUACCUGAUAUCUGGUCAAGCAUCACAUAUGAGGAAUAACAAUCCACAUUUUCCAUCUUUGCGCACAGUGACAAUCGCACAGGAUGGAUUGCACACCCAGUCCGUGCACUACAGUGCAGCACCAACUCCCAUAACCACAUCGGCACCGUUGGAAUAUUCAGGGAGCAGAAGCGCACUACGUAGCCGUAACUUAGAAACCAGCACACUGGUGCCAAAGCGAAGAUCUCCCACUCCAGCCACCGAAACCCCAACCGCUAUGAAUUUUGAGGAGAACGCCCUUCGUCAACCUCAAGUUUCCACUUUGAGUAACACUGAAAUGCAGGUUAAUAACUCUGAAUUCCCAUUGAGAACAAGUUUGGUGCCCGGCGCAGCAUCUGCUAAUAACAGGAAUAAUGGAAUUCCUCCUUACCAGGAAGAGGAAAGAGAAGGAGAGAGUAUGAUUGGCGAUGAACCAACUACUCUGAAUGUAAACAGCAGAAACUCUCUUCAAUACAACUUGCUCACAUAUGGAAGUGUAAACCGGCAUCUUCAAACAGAUACGGGUUACGGUAGCAGGUAUUUCCAUAACGACCUGCCUGAUGUCAUUCCUGAUCCAUACUAUAUCCAAGCUGCCUCUUAUAUCCAGAGAGUGCAGAUGUAUGCAUUAAGAUGUGCAGCAGAGGAAAACUGCCUCUCAAGUUCGGCUUACAGCCCGAGCGUCGGGGAUCUUGACUACCGAGUGCUCUUGCGCUUCCCUCAGAGAGUCAAAAAUCAAGGGACAGCAGAUUUCCUCCCAGUGAAACCACAUCAUCAGUGGGAAUGGCACAGCUGUCACCAACAUUAUCACAGUAUGGAGGCUUUCGGUAAUUAUGACCUCCUGGAUGCCUCCACUGGCAGAAAGGUGGCAGAGGGUCAUAAAGCCAGUUUCUGUCUGGAGGACACCAGCUGCGAUCCAGGUGUGAGGAGAAGAUUCGCCUGCACAGCUCACACACAGGGAUUGGGUCCAGGCUGCUACGACACCUACCAUGCCAACAUUGACUGUCAGUGGAUUGAUGUAACAGAUGUUUCUCCUGGACAAUAUAUUUUAAAGGUAACAGUGAACCCAAGUUUCCAAGUGCAGGAGUCCGAUUUCUCCAACAACGUUGUCAGAUGUGACGUCAGAUACACAGGGUCAUACGUCCAAACACACAACUGCAGAAUCACAAGGUCCUGAUGCAGUUAGCCUCUCCCAAACCUCCAGUGGUGCUUAUUUAGUUUUAAUUACCAUUAUUAAAGGAGUAUUUAGGGUUCAAUAAAAGUUAAGCUCAAUUGACAGCAUAUGUGGCAUAAUACUGGUUACCACAAAAAUAAUUUAGACUCGUCCCUCCUUUUCUUAAAAAGAAAAGGCAGAGGGGGUCUGGGUAUCUCAGCGAGUAUUGACGCUGGCUACCACCCCUAGGGUCACGACUUUGAGUCCAGGGUGUGCUGAGUGACUCCAGCCGGGUCUCCUAAGCAACCAAAUUGGCCCAUUUGCUAGGGAGGGUAGAGUCACAUGGGGUAACCUCCUCGUGGUCGCUAUAAUUUGGUUCUCGCUCUCGGUGGGGCGUGUGGCGAGCUGUGCGUGGAUGCCGCGAAAAAUAGCGUGAAGCCUUCACACGCGCUACGUCUUCGCCAUAAUGCGCUCAACAAGCCACGUGAUAAGAUGUGUGGAUUGACCGUCUCAGACGCGGAGGCAACUGGGAUUCGUACUCCGCCACCCGGAUUGAGGCACUACGCCACCACGAGGACCUAGAGUGCAUUGGGAAUUGGGCAUGCCAAAUUGGGGAGAAAAAAAAGUUUAUUAUUUGAGCUGUAAAGUUGCUUAAAUCGUAAUUUGUAGGGUCAUUUUGGGGUUGACAGAGCGAGGUGAUCAUGGCAACAAAUUUGUAAAAUCAGAUGUAACUUAACAAAGAAAAGGGAAGUGAUUUUAUCACAUAAAAUCAUGUUAACACACAUACUGUUUACAUCUUGUGGCUAUACGUUCAAAACAGUGAGUACUUUAAAGUUUACAGAUUGGCUUCCAUUGUAAGUGCUUGAUGUUAAACAGAUAUUUGCUUCACAUUGAGUUCACAUUUUCUUUUGGUAAUCAACAUCAUCCAACAAACGCUGACGAUUGAGCUUAACUUUUAUUGAACCCGGAAUAUUCCUUUAAAGGUGCUGCAAGAGAUUUUUUUAAUGGUAAAAUGUAUGCAAAUAAUGUUCCUGAAAGAUAUGAAUACAGUAAGUGUCCUGAGAUAUCUCACCAGUCACUGUGACAGCUCUAGACUCUGUAAACAGCAAACAAAAUGUUUUAUAAGAAUAAUUUUGUGUGUUCUUGUAGUAUUGUAGUUGCAGCGAAUUAAAGAGGCUUAAUGCCAAUUUUAUGCCAUGUUGCUCAUAACAGAUGUCAGUUGAGGGCGCUGUUUUGCAGCUGUUGUUUUUGACAACCAUUUCUGCUUGUGUUGGUAUCAAUAGUCGCUUUUCCACUAUCAGGCCAGUGCGAGCCAAUCAACUGGCCAGCUGGGGCCAACAGCCUAGGACCUUGAACCGCAAGACUAAAAUCUAUCUGCGUUCCCACUAUUUGGCCAAUAGCCCUACAGCGUUGCCCUAAAACCGUGCCUUUAUAUGCCGCCCUGGUGCCACGUCACACACCUCGCCCAUUUCACAAGUAAGAGGGAAGCUCAAACUUAGGUAUCAUGUUAUCUAGAAAAUGUAGUUUAAAUUGUUUGAAACAUUAGCUAGCCAGCAAGAUAAAUUAGCGAUAACUCACAACCUGUGAGUGCCAUGAUGUCCCGAGUGAUCUAUCCACUAACAGCGGGAUGAUGUCCCAGCACACCGUCUAUGAAUGUUCACUUAACCAUGAAAAGUGGGCACCGCUUUGUCCAUUGUGAGUUUUAACGGAUUUGUACUGUGCCCACAUUUUUUUUCCCCAAACCUGUACCAUAUCCUGACAAGUUUGGCAAAACUCUCGCCUCAAUCCCCGACUGGCCUUGUUUGACACAAAGGUAAUCGGCGGGCCAUUGGCCAUUGGCCCUGUGAAAGUCCCAAGAAGCCACUAUGAAGCCCCGGUAGUGACAGUGUGAACACAACUGGCCCUGGCCAGCCCUAGCAUAACCUAAUUUGGCCCGAUAGUGGAAACAGCUAUAAAAGCUUAUUUGAUUUCUCUAGUCCGGGGUUUUAAAAAAAUGGGGCGUGGCUUAUCCAACGCCUCAGCUUGUGGCUAAAAUCGCUUACAUCACCUUUAAGUUCACAAAAUUUUCAGAUUGUCAUGGAUAGGUUAAAUUUAUAUAGUAACUUAUUUAUACUUUUACAUUUAGAUUUAUGUUCUUUACAGACACUUUGUUUUUGCGCAGAGAUUUUGUUUGGUAAAGCUAAAUCUUAUCCUUUCCAUUUAUCAUAAUAAAUGCUUUAAGCUCAUGUUAAACAGCAGGAAGAUGCUUAGCAAAGA